AUGGCCAACAGCCCAAGUGGGGCGUAUGAGAAAGUGGCCAGCCCACUUUCCAAUUGGGACAAAUGCAUGGCGCCAACUUUUCCCUCCCAUUGCCCACUUGACAUGUCAUGGCAGGUGCAUUGUUGGGUUGCUUUACCUUGCGUGAAUCUUUGGCUUGCCUUGUGUUGGUGCUUGAGUAAUGAUGCGCAUUGUGAUGGUGUAUUGCCUUGCGUGAUUGUUGGACCCUUGUUGCCGUUUGAAUACUUGUUGAGUUUACUUGUUGCUUGCGUGAGCUUGUGGUGCUCUUGGUUGGCAUUUCACCUUGUGGACAUGAGGUUCCUUUGUGGUAGCCGUGGGGUUCACUUGGUGUUUGAAGGUAUUAUUGCCGAGAGUAUCAUUGUUGAGCUUUGGCUUCAUCUUGCUAUGAGUCAUGCGGUUCCACCCCAAGAGGUCUACUGGCAAUCUGUGCUGCCUACCACUCCCAUGCCUAAAGCUCUCCGCGAUCUUUUGCCAUCUGGUGCAUCUCUUACCUCAGAUCUUCUCAUCCUCAUCUAUAUGAGUGAUACUAGUGAUGGAAUCAGGAAUAAACGACCCAUCGACAUGAGUUUCAAAGAUCAUGCUGUCACGGUACAAGUUGGCGGCAUAGUCAUAGAUGUGGGUCAUGGAGCAUCUGUGGAUCUCAAGCCACCAUUUAUCACAGAAACAAGUCCAUUCUCGUAUGAUUAUGGUGCCUCCAAGGAUGAACUAAGAAUCAAUCGAAAUGCAACUUUCAUCUUCUUAGACAAAGACCUGCAUCCUGGCACAAAAAUCAACCUCUAUUUCGCCAGAAGAGCAACUAAGACCAAGUUUUUACCUCGCCAAGUUGCCAACAUGAUAACAUUCUCCUCAAACAACUACUCCGAAAUCUUGCACAAAUUUUUUAUCAAGCGUUAUUCAACAAAAGCUGAAAUAAUGAAGAAAACAAUAGAAGAGCGUGAGAAGCCGGCAUUACAGGGUGAGUCCAAGUAUUGUGCGACAUCAUUGGAAGCAAUGGUAGAUUUUAGCACUACAAAGCUUCGAAAGAACAUUCAAGUUUUGGUAACACAGAUUGAUAAAGAUGGCACACAGCCGCCGGAAUUUCAGAUCAGCCAAGAAGUGAAGAAGAUAGGAGGCAAGAUAGUAGCAUGUCAUGUCCAAAACUAUGUGUACCCCAUAUUCUACUGCCAUGAAACGCAUACUGUCAUGGCUUACAUGGUUCCACUGGUUGGAAUUGAUGGAACCAAAGUCAAGGCUGUUGCUGUUUGCCACUCUGAUACAUCAAAAUGGAAUCCAAGGCACUUGGCUUUCCAAGUUCUUAAGGUUAAGCCUGGGGCUGUUCCAGUUUGUCACUUCCUACCAGCAGACCACAUCGCCUGGGCUGCUAAGUAGAUAAUGAAAUCUAAAAGCUACAUAUGAAAGGAGACAAAUGGUGAUCAUAUUUUACUUUUUUAAGUAUUUUGACUUCCCUGUGUGUGUUGCUUAUAUCAAGCGUGUCAAUGAAAAAUUCGAACCCACAUUUCCUUGUUACAUUUUUUUUCUAAUAUCCAUCCAUCAGUGUUUCAAUGGAAAUUAUGGUUUUCCUAGUUGGAGUAGAAUUCAUAACAUGA
This is a messenger RNA of Hevea brasiliensis (rubber tree), 1604 nucleotides long. Its product is annotated as BURP domain protein RD22-like. Lineage: Eukaryota; Viridiplantae; Streptophyta; Magnoliopsida; Malpighiales; Euphorbiaceae. The transcript has 5 exons. Bases 1 to 1386 code for a protein of 461 amino acids. The record is from RefSeq and is a predicted model, not a curated record.